AUGUCUGCUAAUAUUGACGUCCCAGUUCUGAUCGUCGGUGCCGGCCCCACAGGGCUCAUACUGGCUCUCACACUUGCCAAAAAUGGCGUUCCUGUCAGGAUUGUGGAAAAAGAUGCCGCUUUCCACGUUGGCCAGCGCGGCGUCGGCGUCCAGCCCCGGACGCUCGAGAUAUACCAGUUCCUCGGUGCACUUCCCGACGUAAAAGCAAACGGAAUCCCUGUUUUGCCCUUCCGCGCGUACAAGAUUGGGGGUGGGGAUGAUUGUGUUAAGACAUUUUACAUGUCCCCUCCCACAGAGCCAACUCCAGCCAUCCCGAACCCAGAUUCAUGGCUUUUGGGACAAAAUGUGGCACAGCGUAUUCUGCGGUCCCAUCUGGCUAAGUAUAAUUGUCAUGUCGAGCUCGGCACAACAUUACACAGCUUUGAGCAGCAUGAUGAUUCUGUGGUGGCGAAAGUUGUGAGAACGCAGGCUGACGGCGCCGAGAUCAGCGAAACUAUUCAUUGUCACUGGCUUGUGGGUGCCGAUGGAUCGCACAGCACUGUGCGCAAGCAGCUCGGAUUAACAUUUCAUGGCGAGCAGCGGGCAGAGGAGGCUGUUGUCGGCGAAAUUGAUGUGCAAGGAUUGGACGGGAACUUUUUGCACAACUGGGGAGACCCCUCGACGCAAAUGCUUCUCCUACGUCCCACCGAGACCAAAGACGUCUUCGCGUUCGCUUUCUUAGGGUCUCUUGAUUACAAGAAAAUUCUGAGCGACCGCGAAGAGUUGGUUGGGACCUUGCGCAAAUUCAGCGGCCGAGACGACUUGGUCUUCGGCGAGGUGAAGUCAGUUGGAUACUUCCAGCCGCAUAUACGCAUGGUGAAUAAGUUCAACGUUGGACGAGUCUUCGUUGCGGGCGAUGCGGCGCACGUACACAGUCCGGCAGGCGGACAGGGAAUGAAUUCUAGUAUGCAAGAUGUUUUCAACCUCGGCUGGAAACUUGCACUUGUCGAGAAAGGUCUCGCCUCGCGCACCCUGCUGGAAUCUUACACCGAUGAGCGGCUUCCUGUCAUCGCCGAAAUGCUUAAGGUGACGACGGAGCUGCUCAAUCGCCGCAGUGCACGCGCACGCGAAGGCGAGCUGGAGGGUGUGAGGACUGAGCGCGCGUACGCGAACGAGGAGAAGAUGAAGCAACUCAAGGUCAACUAUCGUUGGAGCGCGAUCGUGCAGGACGAGCGCAAGCCGUUUGAGGAGAAUGCGCCGCUGGAUCCGUAUGGCAUACUCGGAGACGGAGUCGUCAGGGCUGGCGAUCGGGCGCCGGAUGCUCCUGGGCUCGUGAAAGUCGGCACGGGACAGACUCUCUCGCUCUUUGACAUCUUCUCCCCGAGCUACCAUACGGUCUUGGUCUUCGCUGGGGACGACACCACUCAGGUUGGCUCUGUCAUUGCGGUGCUGAAGAACUAUGUCUCGGAGGUCAUUCGUUCAGUGGCCAUCUAUGGGGUGGAUACUGCGCAACCCGGCGUUGAAGGCACGGAUAUGGUUUUGUUGGACAAGGAAGGCCACGCGCGUGCCGGGUAUGCCGUGGAGAAAGGUCCGAUGACUGUGGUGGUCGUGAGGCCCGACGGUGUAGUUGGAGCAAUUGUUUUGGGGGCUGGAGGGGUCCAGAAGUACUUUGAAAAGAUUUUCUCGAUUACGGCUUAA
This is a messenger RNA of Fibroporia radiculosa, 1677 nucleotides long. RefSeq lists its product as uncharacterized. The transcript is spliced from 11 exons. The record is from RefSeq and is a predicted model, not a curated record. Gene Ontology annotation, molecular function: FAD binding. The coding region runs from base 1 to 1677 and encodes 558 amino acids. Lineage: Eukaryota; Fungi; Basidiomycota; Agaricomycetes; Polyporales; Fibroporiaceae.